CAUGUCGUUUGGGUGUGUGCCUGUGCCCGGACUAUGUGCGUGUCUGUUCACUGCCCCGAGGAAAAGCACGCCUGUGGCAGGAUGUGGAGAGACACUACCGUACACGACCGGAGUGCGACGCCAUGCUGCUAGAGCUCGCGCUUCCGUGCGAAAGGCAGAUGUGUAGGUAGGUCACUUACUGAGACGUGGCAGGCGCUCGGAGCCGGCAAAAUGGCAACCGAAAGUUUUUAACAAUUGCAAAUUUAUUAAGUAAGUACGUGAAAAUUUCAAGCCCCUCCCUGUUAGUCAAGGUCAGGCGAGGACGCUGCGUAGUUUUCCAAUCAGCCGAAAGUGAUUCAAUCAUCUGUAGUCUCAGGAAGUAGAGGAAGUGCGCGGACGACGCUAUGAGUGGAGAGUAGUUUUUCCAGGUAGUGUGCACUUUAAUGAAGUUAUUCUUUACCUCUCCUGUAUUUACACCAAUCUCGUUUAGUGGAGGUUUAUCACACGGAGUAUAAAUGACUACCACGGUAAACGGAUCGGAUCCCAAAUGGACUGGAACUGCGCCUCGAGCCCAGGCUCCGGACCCAAACCCUUCUCCAUCCAGAACCCAACUGGACCCCCUGGCGGACCUGGAGCCGUCCAGCGAGCCUCAGACCGCCGUCUCAGAUGCCAAGAACUCUGGACUUAAAUUCGCCAAGUCGUUCCUGCUGGUUCUCCCUGUUUAUGUAUUGGGUUAUUUAGGGUUCAGUUUCAGUUGGAUCCUGAUCUCACUGGCCGUGCUGUUUUGGGUCAGACGGAACCAGGGCACCAGGUUUUCAGGAGUAAACAAAGCACUGGCCUUUUUCGAGCACGAAGAGAAAGCAGUGAAACAGAGUUUACCAACUUCCGAGCUGCCGCCCUGGGUUCAUUUUCCUGAUGUGGAGAGAGUGGAAUGGCUCAAUAAGACAGUUCAUCAGAUGUGGCCGUAUAUUUGUCAGUUUGUUGACAAACUCUUCCGUGAGACCAUCGAGCCAUCCGUCAAAGGAGCCAAUGCUCACCUCAGCUCCUUUUGCUUCUCCAAGAUUGACAUGGGGGACAAGGCCCUGAGAGUGAAUGGAGUGAAGGUUUACACUGAGAAUGUAGACAAACGACAGAUUAUCAUGGACCUACAAAUCAGCUUUGUUGGGAACACCGAGAUCGAUGUGGAGAUUAAGAAAUACUACUGCAGAGCAGGCAUCACCAGCAUUCAGCUUCAUGGGGUGUUGAGAGUCAUCAUGGAGCCGCUGCUGGGAGACAUGCCUCUGAUUGGAGCACUGUCUGUUUUCUUCCUCAAAAAACCCAUGUUGGAUAUUAACUGGACAGGUCUGACUAACAUGCUCGACAUCCCCGGACUCAAUGGACUGUGUGAUGGUGUGAUUGAGGACAUUAUUUGCAGUAACUUGGUUCUUCCCCAGAGAAUCACCAUUCCACUAGUGGGAGAAACACAACUGGCCCGAUUACGCUUCCCAAUGCCAAAGGGUGUUUUGCGAGUACAUUUUCUAGAAGCCCAGGAUCUGUUGGCUAAAGACCGAUAUCUGGGUGGUCUGAUCAAAGGAAAGUCUGAUCCAUACGGGGUCAUUAAGAUUGGCAAUCAGCUUUUCCAGAGCAAGGUCAUCAAGGACUGCUUGAAUCCCAAAUGGAAUGAAGUAUAUGAGGCACUGGUGUAUGAUAAUUCAGGACAGUUUUUGGAAAUUGAGUUGUUUGAUGAAGACCCUGAUGAAGAUGACUUCCUUGGCAGGAUUUCAGUUGACCUGAAUGAGUUAGAGAAGGAGCAGAAAGUUGAUGAGUGGCUUGUGCUGGAUGAGGUGGCAUCAGGAAAACUACACUUAAAGCUAGAGUGGCUCUCACCUCUCGCUACACCAGAGAAACUGGAUCAGGUAUUGAGCAGUAUCAGGGCGGAUAAAGGCCAAGCGAAUGAUGGUCUCUCCUCAGCACUACUGCUUGUACACCUAGAUUCAGCCAAGAACCUGCCUAGUGUGUUUGAAGGCAAUCUGUCCGGUGGCUGUCUGAAGGAGCGUCGCUCUGCUGGGUUCGUGUUCUGUGAGAACACAGCAACACUAUACAGGACUCUGUUUUCUGCGAAGAAGGUCACCAGUGAUCCCAGUCCCUUGGUCCAGUUUAAAGUUGGACACACAGUUUUCGAGAGUAAGACACGUUAUAAAACCAAUGAGCCUGUUUGGGAGGAGGCCUUCACAUUCCUAAUACAUAACCCAAAGAGUCAAGACCUAGAAGUGGAGGUAAAAGACGAGAGACAUGAGUGUACGUUGGGGACGUUUUCUCUCCCGUUGACUCAGCUGCUGCAGGCCGAUCAGAUGACUGUGAGUCAGAGAUUCCCACUGAAGAGUGCAGGACCCAAUGCUACUCUCAAAAUGAAGAUUGCUCUAAGGGUUCUUAGUUUGGAAAGGUUGACAGUUUCAGAUCAGCCAUCAUCUGUGCAGGUUCGCAGAAGUUCCAAUGUCAUUCCGAGUGCAUCAAAUUCGAAGAACACCCCUAAAACCUCAGGUUCUGGUGUCAGUUCCAAGCCUUCUUCACAGGUCCCACAUGUUUCUGAACAUCAGUCUGUCCCGGACCUCAAAGGGUUGAAUGAGUCCGUCUCUAGCACUCCACUGGAGGACUCACCUAUUCGACUCUCAGAUGCAGGCAGGAGUACAUCUAACUUGGCCAUUUCAGGCUCCCAGAUGAACCUGAACAGCAAAGAGCCAACACCGAGCAUCGCCUCUGAUAUCUCGCACCCAUAUGCUUCCCAGGAGCUACAGCAGAGAAUUAAAGAUCUGCAGAAUGGUUCCACUCCUGGUCAUUUUCCCCUGGGAGAGAUUGAGCUGACAAUAAGACACAGCUCCCAACGGAACAAACUUAUAGUAGUGGUACACCGCUGCAGGAAUCUGAUAUCAUUCACAGAUAGCGGUUCUGACCCUUACGUGCGUAUGUAUCUGCUCCCGGAUAAGCGACGAUCUGGACGUAGAAAAACAAACAUGAUCAAGAAAAACCUCAACCCAAUCUAUGACCAAACAUUUGAGUUCAGUGUGUCACUGGUGGAGUUACACAGGAGAACGUUGGAUGUAGCAGUGAAAAAUGGAGGAGGACUUCUGUCUAAACACAAGGGUCUUCUGGGCAAGGUGAUGGUGGAUUUGACAUCAGAGGACAUAUCAAAGAGCUGGACACAAUGGUAUGAACUGAGCGAGGAUGGACUGAGAAAACCAUCUGUUUAAUCCGAACGCUCAGUUUCCAUCUGCUGGCCAAAAAUCAGGACUCCCUGCAUGGAUUCCCUGCACAGAUGACAAAUGUCAGCCAUGUUUAAGUGUUGUAAUUUUAAUGAAUGGACAUUGUCUCUAUAUAUAAUAUGUAUAAUAUUCAUUUUAAUCAAGCUCGGUUUUAUUUAGAUGAUCUGCCAAAAGAAUAUAAUGCUUUAGAUUUGAUUUCAGAAAUGCAUCUGAUGAGGUUACUUUAUGGUCUCAUGGUUUAAUUUGUGCAAUAGGACGUUUGUGUGUGUGUGUGUGUGUGUGUCCAUCUUUAUAAGAAAGAUGGAAAAUUAACAAUUACAAAUCAAAUAAAUAUACAGAAUAUGACCUUUUUACUAGGAGUCACAGCCAGGUGUGUGUGUGUGUGUGUGUGUGUAUAUAUAUUCAUGCAUAAGUGUGCAUUUAGUCCUAAACUAAUAAUGAACCUAUACUGUGUACUAGACAUGUAUGACAUUUUGCACUUGCAAAUGUGUUUAUUUGCUUUGGGUUUGGGGAGACGGAAGAUAAAGUUUUGAGGGUUUUUUUUUGCUUUGUUUUAAUAUUUACAAUGAUGUAUAUGCUCACUGCUUACUUGCAAAUGCCUUUAUAAAAUUUUGUAAGGCUUGUAUAGAUGCAAACCAAAGCAUAGUCUCUCCUGCUGGUUACUGCUGUCCCUUUAAGUCCUCUGAACUGAACUUUGUAGGAGACAGGGACACAUUCUAAUUUUUUAUUUUUUUCAGUAAGGAGGGGGGGGGGUUAUCAGUAAAAAUGACUAAACAGAGUGAAGUAAUAACAAAAUGCUGUUGACAUGCUCCUGUGUGAUGAGCUUUCCUUUCAGGGUUCUAUGUUUGUGUAUGUAUAUAUUUUUCAUGUGCCUUAGCCCUCCUUGGGUGUAUCAAGGUAUCAAGGGCAACUGCAUGCCCCUGCAAAUUUGUGACAUCACAACACAUAUGCAUUAACUAAAUAUUAUUGCAAGCCAUAUCGUUAACAACACGUAAGUAGGUUAUAGAUUAGACAACACGUGAGGUCAUCUGAUGCAUGUUUUGAUUAGACAAAUAAUGCACAUCAUCAUCAAUUUUGUCAGUUUCAUUGUUUAUACACACCAAAUCUAUCACUAGUCACCGACUCAUUAGCAGUUAUCAGAAAGCUAGCAGCAAAUCACCAAACAUUAGCUAGAUUCUGUAGACAUGUGGCUCAUACUGCAGCAUUAUUGAGACUGAGACUCAAUAAACAUAAAACUAUUGUAAA
Messenger RNA from Hemibagrus wyckioides, 4463 nucleotides. It is a transcript of the gene esyt2a, whose product is annotated as extended synaptotagmin-like protein 2a. The coding region runs from base 495 to 3206 and encodes 903 amino acids. The record is from RefSeq and is a predicted model, not a curated record. Gene Ontology annotation, biological process: lipid transport. Gene Ontology annotation, molecular function: lipid binding. NCBI's taxonomy places the organism in Eukaryota, Metazoa, Chordata, Actinopteri, Siluriformes, Bagridae. The transcript is spliced from 23 exons.